Molecule: messenger RNA, 1751 nt
Organism: Punica granatum (pomegranate)
Lineage: Eukaryota; Viridiplantae; Streptophyta; Magnoliopsida; Myrtales; Lythraceae
Source: RefSeq, a predicted model, not a curated record
UCAUGAACCGUGCCAGAUACAGUUGCAGCAGCUCUCCUCUCCGCCCCUGCGUCCCUACCUCUCAUUCUCCCUUGGACAGUUCAUUGCGGUCUCUGCUUCUUCCAUUCCAUUCAUGGCGGGUCUGGGCAUGAGAAAAUCAAGAAACUUCAUCAAUCGCAUCAUCAGCAGCUCCCAAAUUCAUCAGUCACUGGGUGUCCUCGAGCACAUACAUUCGGCUUCGUCUCAUCGGACCCAUCUCUCCAAAUUCCCCACAAAAAUCCCGACUUGGGGCGGCCCGGCGGCCCUUUCCUCAUCUCGCCGUUUCGAAUCGACCGAAGCCGAGAAACAAGCUGAGUGUAUGACCGAUAUUGGCGAUGAUAAUCAGAUGUUGGAUUUUCCCGGUGGAAGAAUAGCGUUCACGUCUAGCAUGAGGUUCAUCCCCGAGUCCCCUGAGGAACGCAUACGUUGCUAUCGGGUUAUCGAUGAAGAGGGUCGGCCCCUUAUGGACAGCGGUUUGACAAAGAUCAGUGAGGAAGUUGCUGUGAAAAUGUACACUGGGAUGGUCACGCUUCAAGUAUUGGACACAGUCUUCUAUGAAGCGCAAAGGCAAGGAAGAAUCUCGUUUUAUGUAACCACAAUUGGAGAAGAGGCCAUCAACAUUGCGUCUGCUGCGGCACUUACUAUGGAUGACCUUGUCUUCCCUCAGUAUAGGGAGCCCGGAGUACUGCUAUGGCGGGGUUUCACCUUACAAGAGUUUGCGAAUCAGUGCUUUGGAAACAAAGCUGACUAUGGAAAAGGCAGGCAAAUGCCCAUUCAUUACGGGUCCAACAAGCUCAAUUACUUCACUGUAUCAUCAACAAUUGCCACACAGCUUCCACCUGCAGUUGGUGCCGCUUAUUCUUUGAAGAUGGACAAACAAGAUGCUUGUGCAGUAACAUAUUUCGGUGAUGGUGGUUCUAGCGAGGGAGAUUUUCAUGCUGCUCUAAAUUUUGCGGCGGUAAUGGAGGCCCCGGUGAUUUUUAUUUGUCGGAACAAUGGGUGGGCAAUCAGUACACCCACGUCCGACCAGUUUCGAAGUGAUGGGGUUGCUAUUAGAGGUCAAGCUUAUGGAGUUAAAAGCAUUCGGGUAGACGGCAAUGAUGCCCUUGCCAUGUAUAAUACAGUUCGUGCUGCCCGUGAAAUGGCGAUUGGUGAGCAAAAGCCUGUCUUGAUCGAGGCCAUGACAUAUCGAGUGGGCCAUCACUCCACAUCUGAUGAUUCCACCAAGUACCGACCGGCCAAUGAGAUUGAAUGGUGGAGAAUGCAGAAGGAUCCAGUGAAUAGGCUUAGAAAAUGGAUUGAGAGAAAUGGUUGGUGGAGCAGUGAAGCUGAGUCUGAGCUUCGAAUCGAUGUGAGAAAGCAGCUACUAGAUGCAAUUCAAGUGGCAGAGAGAGUCGAGAAGCCACCGAUUGCUGAUCUCUUCACAGAUGUUUACGAUGUCCCUCCUUCAAAUCUCCGGGAGCAAGAGAAACUGCUAAGAGAGACCAUUGAGAGGCAUCCACGAGAUUACCCGGAGGAUGUGCCCCUUUAGAUAAAUCCUGGGGGAGAGUUAUCAAAUAUGCAGAAAGAUACUUUUCAUUCAAGUGUCAAUACAAUCUAGUUAUCCCCCAAAAAACCAGAAAAAAAAAAGUGUCAAUGUAAUCCAUUUGGUUCAAUCUUCUGUAUCUUAAACAUGUUAAAACUUCCAUGAUUCCUCCUCAUCAUCGCGGAAGACAGAGUUGGGAGUUUCAAAA